AUGUCUGCCGGAGACUUCCCAACUCUUUCCUCAGCACUCCUUGUCUACACAAAACUCAUCAGACAGGUUGACUCACUCAUGCAGUCGGACACCACAAUUCUCAAUUCUGAGGUCUUGGCCGGACUCAAAGCAUGCAAAGUGAAGCUGGAGAAGUAUUUUGAUAAGUCGACAUACGAAUCAGAGUAUUACUAUGCUGCUACUGGUACAUUGUCAUUCCUAACUCACACCAUAGUGCUCAAUAGUCAUGGCUAG
Marasmius oreades (fairy-ring Marasmius) is the source of this 252-nucleotide messenger RNA. RefSeq lists its product as uncharacterized. Bases 1 to 252 code for a protein of 83 amino acids. The record is from RefSeq and is a predicted model, not a curated record. NCBI's taxonomy places the organism in Eukaryota, Fungi, Basidiomycota, Agaricomycetes, Agaricales, Marasmiaceae. The transcript has a single exon.